This is a messenger RNA of Podarcis lilfordi (Lilford's wall lizard), 30889 nucleotides long. NCBI's taxonomy places the organism in Eukaryota, Metazoa, Chordata, Lepidosauria, Squamata, Lacertidae. The record is from the annotation of a GenBank genome assembly.
CGUCACCUCCGGUUCCCCUCCUUACACAAGCGGGGGCUGCUCUGCGACUGAAAUUGCGAGGCCUCCCCCCCCCCCUUCGAAAACGUGUCGGAUGUUCCCAGGCAAGGGGGCAAAAGCAGCCGCUGGAGAAGCGGAAGAUUUUGGAAAGGGGAAGAGGGGCGUCGGUAGACAACUCCCACCUCCCCAUUAUAUUGCAGGAAACGAAAUCGGAGCAGGGAGCAGGGGAGGCGGAUGGCCAGGAGAGAACAAAGAGGUAAAGAUGCGGCGUGUUAGGGAAGAGGUAAUUGGCGGUUGCGGGGGGGGGGGGAUGAUGAGAGACGCUCUCUCCAAAAACGCUCCUUUCCUAGAACCCAUCGAGGGGGCCCGGAUCCAUGCAAUCCGGCUGCAAAGUGGGGACUCAACAGCUGCAGGGUUUGCAUUGCACCGUGUUACUGGUCCGGGACGGCCAAGAGACGCUCAACUGCUCCCCACCCGUUUGGGCGCCCUUGCGGGAAUUGAAAUGCAAUGCCUAUCAAGAGGGGAGGAGGCGGGUGACCGCAGCGCCCCCACCCCCAAGCAGGGCUGGCUGAUAUACAGGGCUUCAUUCGGGUUUCGCCCUUGCAGAAAUCCCUCGGGACUUGCGGCCUGUCCGGGGUGCCCCGGGUGGGUCCCUUUUGGUGGUAGAGACGGAGUGAGGGAGUCCGCGGAAGGGUUGAGGGAACCGAAAGAAUUCUGGAUGGAGACCCGUCCUGUCCCACCUCUUUCCCCGCCUCCCUGCUGGUCUUGCGAGGCCCCUCUGGAUGGGGAGAUUGGGGCGCUAGGAAAAGAUUCGGCGCGCAGGGCUAGGGGUGAAAGGGGGCAAAAGCGCAGGAGAGAGGAGUAGGGUCUCCUUCAAGUCGAGCGAGGGGGGGUCUUCAGGAGAGGAUUCCGGUCCCCCCACUUCCCUUGCAGCACGCUAAAUUCUCUCUGCCCCCACCUUAAAAUAACUACGCAAAAUCUACAGAGACUCCCAGGUUUGUGUUGUCUUUGCUUCUUCACAAGAUGAACUUUUUUGAAGAUUUUUACAGUAACAUAAUAGCAUCAAUAACACUUAUGCUUUACUUAUUUGACAAACGAGAGACUCUGGUAUGAUGAGUCUGAGCUCAUCUCCUUGCCCAAAAGCAAAAAAAGAAAAACACUGAGCAGGAAAAAUUGAGGGGGAUGUCCUUUCAGUAUGCAAUGAGACCCUACAGUAUGUGUAGCUCAUUUAAACAAAAUCACUGAUCCAAUGAACAGCAGCAGUGAACAAUGUGAUAGUGAACUGACGUCUCUUGUCUUCACUGCCCUCUCACACUUGUUGUGAAGAAUCAUCUUUCAUUAUGAAUGGUCUGUGUCACCAUUAAGAAAAAGAAGUCAGAAUAGGCCAAUAUCUAUGUGUACUGUCCCUGGAUCAAAGGACAUUUCUUCUUUAAGUUCUCAGAAGUUCUUAAACCUAGCACAAGGUUGUCCUUUGAACUAGCCAGAUGUUUAACUGAGAAUCAAUCACAAUCUGUCCAUCAUUUGAAAAAUAAGACUUUAGAGCCAUCCUACCCCAAAUGGCAACUGUUGUUGUUGUUUAGUCGUUUAGUUGUGUCCGACUCUUCAUGACCCCCUUGCAGGGCAGCAGCUGAAGAAGGUGCAAAAAGGGUUUUAUUGUGUGUGUGUUUCUUUGUGGCUGAUUAGCUGCUCUCCCUGUGCAAAGGUCAGAGGGGGCAGGGUUUCUGUUGAGGCAGGUGAUUAGCUGUGGGAGGAGCUUAUCAGAGCUUGCAGGGCAGCGACGCACGCCUAAUGGCGCGCGCAGUUUGAUCCAUCUUUUAGAUUUAGGGGAGCUAGUCUCAAACGUUUGUUGGGGGAGACCUAGGUUUUUUUGGGGGGGGAGUUAUUUGUCCUGUCUUCACGCUUUUUAUGAUGGAGGACCGCUGUAGCCACCCCCAACGACACGUUCUCAAGAUGGAGGGGGAGGGAACAGCUGCAGUCGCCUGCGGUUCCUGCGCAAUGUUUGCCAUCUUGCCAAAGGUUGCAGGCAGAUUUACCUGCAGCAAUUGAAUGUUGAUUGCCCUCUUAGAAGACAAAGUCCAGCAACUGGAGGAACGUGUAGCUACGCUCCAAAGAAUUAGAGAGCUGGAGCUCUUCUUGGAAGCAACAGAGCACACCGUCUCCACCAAGGAGAAGACAGGGGACUCCCCUGAGAAGGAGGCUAGUUCACCAACACAGGAGCCAGAUAUAUGGAGAAAUGUGACUCAAAGAAGUAGGAGGCCCAGGGUUCGCUCUGAUUGUUUAGAAAUACACAAUCGCUUUGAGGUCCUCUCCCCUAGCAUGGAAGAUGAAGAGCAGACUCCAUUUGAGGAUCUCUCCCUCAUUACAGUCGAUCAGGUAUAUGAAGACGAGCAGCAAAGUCCUCAGGGAAUGUGCAGGCGACCUUGGAAGGGACAGCUCAUGGAAGAACCCCGACCAAACCUAAGAAGAGGCGUGUAGUGGUGAUAGGGGAUUCCCUACUGAGGGGAACAGAAGCAGUGAUCUGUGGGCCUGACAAGAUGUCUCGGGAAGUGUGCUGUCUCCCCGGGGCUAAGAUCCAAGAUGUAACUGAAUGACUGCAAGGAAUCAUAAAACCCACUGACAAAUACCCCCUACUCUUGGUUCAUGUGGGAACCAAUGACACUGCAAGCAAUAGCCUCCAGAAGAUCAAAAGAGACUACGAGGCUCUGGGCAGGAAAUUGAAGCAAUUAAAUGCACAAAUUGUCAUCUCAUCUGUCCUCCCAGUUGAACGACGUGGCCCAGGGAGAGAGGGAAAAAUAGUGGACGUGAACAGCUGGCUUCGCAAAUGGUGUAAACAGGAACGGUUUGGAUUCUUAGAUCACGGACUGCAGUUCCUUGAAGAUGGACUUCUGGCAAGCGAUGGGCUGCACCUCACAACGGUUGGGAGAAAUGUUUUUGCCAAAAAUCCCAGAAACCUCAUCAGGAGGGCUUUAAACUGACUAAUGUGGGGGAGGGAGACAGUGCUCCUGAAGGUAGGAGUCUAUCAAUUGAUGAAGAUGAUCAUCCAAAUGUCAUAGACCAAAUGGAGCAAACAGCACACAGACCUAGUGGUGGGAGGAAAAAAUCCUUAAAUAAGAGUCACGGGGAAAUGAUUAAUGGACUUCAAUGUCUGUACACUAAUGCGCAAAGCAUGGGAAAUAAACAAGAUGAGCUUGAGCUCUUGGUACAGCAAACUAAAUAUGACAUAAUAGGCAUCACUGAAACCUGGUGGGAUAAGUCCCACGAUUGGAAUGUAAUAAUGGAGGGAUACAGUCUAUUUCAGAGAAACAGACCAGACAAGAAAGGAGGAGGAGUGGCGUUAUAUGUCAGGGAUGUGUAUACCUGUGAAGAGAUCCAAGAUUUAGAACCUCAAAGCCAAAGUGAGAGCAUUUGGGUCAAAAUUAAGGGAGAGAAGAAUAACAGUGACCUCAUUGUGGGAGUUUACUAUAGAUCCCCAAGCCAAACGGAGGACAUAGAUGAUGCCUUCCUGGAACAGAUGGCCAAGCAUGCAAAAGGAAGGGAGAUAGUAGUAAUGGGGGACUUCAAUUACCCGGAUAUUUGUUGGUUGUCAAACUCAGCCAAGAGCAUAAGGUCAAACAGAUUCCUCACUGGCCUUGCAGACAACUUUAUUGUCCAGAAAGUGGGAGAAGAAACAAGAGGAACAGCCAUUUUAGAUCUGGUCCUAACCAAUGUUGAUGACCUGGUUAGUGGGGUAGAAGUGGAAGGAUCAUUAGGCGUGAGUGAUCAUGCUCUUCUGAAGUUUACUAUACAGCGGAAAGGAGCAGCCAAGCAUACUAGGACUCAAUUUCUUGAUUUUAAGAAAGCCGACUUCAUAAAACUUAGGGAAGUGCUGGGUGAGAUCCCAUGGACAGUAAUACUAAAAGGAAAGGGAGUUCAUGAUGGCUGGGAGUUUGUUAAGAGGGAGAUAGUAAAAGCACAACUUCAGGCAAUACCAAUGAGACGGAAACAUGGAAGGUGCCUAAAGAAGCCAGGGUGGCUAUCUAAAGAACUUUUAACUGAGUUAAGAUUAAAAAAGAAUGUGUACAAAAGAUGGAAAAGGGGGGAACAACCAAAGAGGAAUUCAAACAAAUAGCCAGCACGUGUAGACACAAAGUCAGAAAAGCUAAAGCACAGAAUGAACUCAGGCUUGCUAGAGAGGUUAAAAGCAACAAAAAAGGCCUUUAUGGGUAUGUUUGUAACAAAAGGAAGAACAAAGAAACAGUGGGGUCACUCAGAGGAGAAGAUGGUGAAAUGCAAACAGAGGACACAGAAAGGGCUGAACUCCUCAAUGCCUUCUUUGCCUCAGUCUUCUCCGAUAAAGAAAACAAUGCCCGACCUGAAGAAUUUGGAGGAAAUGAUUCAGCAUAGGAAACACAGCCCAGAAUAACUAAGGAGAUAGUACAAGAAUACUUGGCUAGUUUAGAUGUAUUCAAGUCUCCAGGGCCAGAUGAACUGCAUCCAAGAGUAUUAAAAGAACUGGCAGAUGUGAUCUCAGAACCACUGGCAGUCAUCUUUGAGAAUUCCUGGAGAACAGGCGAAGUCCCGGCAGACUGGAGGAGGGCAAAUGUUGUCCCUAUUUUCAAAAAGGGGAAAAGAGAGGACCCAAAUAAUUACCGCCCAGUCAGUCUGACAUCAAUACCAGGGAAGAUUCUGGAGCAGAUCAUUAAGCAAACAGUCUGUGAGCACCUAGAAAGGAAUGCUGUGAUCACCAAUAGUCAGCAUGGAUUUCUGAAAAAUAAGUCAUGUCAAACUAACCUGAUCUCGUUUUUGACAGAAUUACAAGCCUGGUAGAUGAAGGGAAUGCAGUGGAUGUAGCCUACCUUGAUUUCAGCAAGGCAUUUGACAAGGUGCCCCAUGAUAUUCUUGUAAAGAAGCUGGUAAAAUGCGGUCUUGACUAUGCUACCACUCAGUGGAUUUGUAACUGGCUGACUGACCGAACCCAAAGGGUGCUCAUCAAUGGUUCCUCUUCAUCCUGCAGAAGAGUGACUAGUGGGGUGCCACAGGGUUCUGUCUUGGGCCCGGUCUUAUUCAACAUCUUUAUCAACGACUUGGAUGAUGGACUCAAGGGCAUCCUGAUCAAAUUUGCAGAUGACACCAAACUGGGAGGGGUGGCUAACACCCCAGAGGACAGGAUCACACUUCAAAACGACCUUGACAGAUUAGAGAACUGGGCCAAAAGAAACAAGAUGAAUUUUAACAGGGAGAAAUGUAAAGUAUUGCACUUGGGCAAAAAAAUGAGAGGCACAAAUACAAGAUGGGUGACACCUGGCUUGAGAGCAGUACAUGUGCAAAGGAUCUAGGAGUCUUGGUUGACCACAAACUUGACAUGAGCCAACAGUGUGACGCGGCAGCUAAAAAGCCAAUGCAAUUCUGGGCUGCAUCAAUAGGAGUAUAGCAUCUAGAUCAAGGGAAGUAAUAGUGUCACUGUAUUCUGCUCUGGUCAGACCUCACCUGGAGUACUGUGUCCAGUUCUGGGCACCACAGUUCAAGAAGGACACUGACAAACUGGAACGUGUCCAGAGGAGGGCAACCAAAAUGGUCAAAGGCCUGGAAACGAUGCCUUAUGAGGAACGGCUAAGAGAGCUGGGCAUGUUUAGCCUGGAGAAGAGGAGGUUAAGGGGUGACAUGAUAGCCAUGUUCACAUAUAUAUAAAAGGAUGUCACAUAGAGGAGGGAGAAAGGUUGUUUUCUGCUGCUCCAGAGAAGCGGACACGGAGCAAUGGAUCCAUACUACAAGAAAGAAGAUUCCACCUAAACAUUAGGAAGAACUUCCUGACAGUAAGAGCUGUUUGACAGUGGAAUUUGCUGCCAAGGAGUGUGGUGGAGUCUCCUUCUUUGGAGGUCUUUAAGCAGAGGCUUGACAACCAUAUGUCAGGAGUGCUCUGAUGGUGUUUCCUGCUUGGCAGGGGGUUGGACUUGAUGGCCCUUGUGGUCUCUUCCAACUCUAUGAUUCUAUGAUUCUACCAGAGCACGCCAGGCACUCCUGUCUUCCACUGCCUCCCGCAGUUUGGUCAAACUCAUGCUGGUAGCUUCGAGAACACUGUCCAACCAUCUCGUCCUCUGUCGUCCCCUUCUCCUUGUGCCCUCCAUCUUUCCCAACAUCAGGGUCUUUUCCAGGGAGUCUUCUCUUCUCAUGACUCCUAGACAUUCAAUUUUGGGCGGCUGUAACCUUGAUUUAACAAGACAUUUGGCACCUAGCUUAUAUAUAUGAGUUUCUAACACUGAUCCUGUUACCUCCACACACUGCUGCCUCUGUCCCCCUUAGUAGGAAGUCACGUACCACCAUCACAUCCCUCUUCCUCUUCUGGGGAGUGGUAGGAAUUGCUCCAUACCCUGCCCCUUCCACAGCCACCUUGGUGUGUUCUGAGGUCUGCAUCUUGCUCCUCUGUCCCAGAAUUGAUUUUGCAGCUCGAGUGACACAUCAGGGUUCCUAACAGCCCCGUUUCUCUGUACCGCAUUCCUCCAGGUUUUCGUUUCCUGCAACCAGCGAUCUUCCUCCUGGCUGUGGCCAACCCCACCUGUGUUGCUGUCCCAGGACCAUCCACUCUGCUCUCUUUCAAGAAAUCCCUCAUCUUGCUCAGGAGCUCGUAGGGCAGAUAGGCGGACCUCAGCUUGCUGUUCCUUCUCUUCCUGCAUCUGCUGCAGGUGUAAUUCUGCGCAUUCUCAGGCAGGAGGACAAACAUGGCACAGGUGUGGCAGGUCACUGCAGCAGCUCCCUCGCCAUCCAUGUCUCUUGCUCCUACACACAGCAUGAGACAGGACUCCUGGCCUCCCCCUCACACUCAAACUUAGAAGGGUGGUUUCUAAAUCUAAUAAAUAAAAAUUGGGGUGAGUGUUUCAAUCUGGGAUUCCAGCAGCCAGGCUCCAACAGCCUUUUCCUGCAUCUCCAGCUCUCCCUCUGCACUGCAAGGCUGACAGAUGGAGGUCCAGCUCCAAGGACAUUAGCCUACCUGAGCACACCUUCAGUUUCUUCCAAGCGCCAAGCCUUCUCACUAGUUCCAGGCUACAGUCCCUAGAAAAACCUGAACCCUGGGUCUCCCAAUAUGGUUGCUGCCACGGCUAAAAUGGCUGCUGUUUCUUUAAUGCGAAUAAAGCUGGGUCAGCAUGACUCAGCGGCCUGCACCAAGUUGUAUAUAUAGAGUGAGAAAUGUUAGUUUGGUUGCUGGUGUUUGGGUUGGUUGGUUAGUGCUGGUGUGUAUAGUUGUUCAGUCGCUUUUUAACAAAGACUUUUAAGAAUAAAACUCUGCAAGGGACUCUUUUGUGUCGACAAGGGUCCAAGGACCAGGCUGAGGAGACAAAGGGAGGUCAGAACCCUUUCCUCCUUUUUUGCUUUUUACAAACACUGAUAGGUUAUGGGCCCAGUGUUUCUGAGCAUGUGCAGAGUGCAAAAAUGACUGACAGCAUCUCAGCAGGGAGCUGGCGAGUCCUGGUGGUGUAUGGAGCCAGUGGCUGUGCAUUGGAGCAGUUGGUGGCAAGCUGUAACUGUCUGCAGUGACGCUGGAGCGGCUAGGAUCUGAGGCUAAGGAAAGCACUCUACUUCGGCUACUGGAAGUUUGAACUGCUAGAGGACCACAGUAGCGGCUACACCAGUUGCAGAGCCAGGCGGGACCUGAAGGUCAACAGAGGCAGCAGCUAGAAGCCGGUGAGUGCCAGCCAGGACUGUCCAGUUGGACUCUAAAGAGAGAGUCAGGAGAGAUUGCUGGAGGCCCCACAGAAGGGGCUCAGCAAGCACCAGCAGAGAUGGCAGAUUUCCAGUCUUCCCAAGUUGUAAAUAUUGGGGGAGGCAUCCCUUUUGAACUUCUUUCAGAAAACAACUGGCUGAGUUGGUCAAUUAAAAUGCAGCAGUUGUUAAGGAGAGAUGGACUAUGGGACUGUGUUGAAACUGAGGUUUUGAGAACUGACUCUGCUGAGAAAAAAUGGCUGGAUGAAAGGGCUCGUGCUAUGUUUGAGCAACUCUCAGUUAUUGCAUGUAGCAAAUGCCAGCACAGCAUUUGAGUAAAGGGAAGUUCUCUUUCUGCAGUUCUCUUACUGCACAUAACUGUGGCAUUGUGGGAAGUCUUACUAUGGGAACUAUUGCUUCUUUUAUCUUGCAUUCUGGGAAGUCUCGCUUCUGCUUCUGCACACACUGUACAAACCUGUUCCAAACACACCAAGACAUUCUCUCAUUCUUCAGUUCAUUUCAAGUUCAUGAACAAACAAUAUGAUCUGUUCUUAAUGCAUAGCUGACCACAUCUACGGAACUCGAUUAUUAUACUCUUUCAUGUUAUAAUCAAUCAUUAGUAAUUGUUUUAGUCAUGUUAUAUUAAUCUUUAGUUAUAAUUUAAUUAGGAGGUUUUAUGCCUGUCUAGUUCCAGCUCCGUUUCCCAGCCUUUAAUCUAUCAGUGAUAAAUGGUUAUAUGUAAUUCCCGCCUUGUACCUAUGUUAACCAAUCAGCAACAAGUUGCUUUGUGUUUGUAUCAACCAAUCAGCCACAAGCACACCUGUGGCAAUGUUUGUAAUAUUCAAUAAAAGAGAGUUCCCGGGGCUUGCCCCGGCAGACGCCUCUCAUAUGACACCUGCCACUCGUCUGUCGUGGAUUCAUUCCAACAUUUGAGUGCUGUAAUUUAUUAAGGGCAAGUCAGAGAAACUGCUGGAACUAUAAUUUCUCUGACCAGAAGGCUGUUCAGGACUGUUAUGAGGGAAGGUGAGAGUUUGGCAACUCAUCUUCAAACGCUGAAAUCUCUGUUUCUUCAACUACAACAGAGAGGUAAGCGUUAUGAUGAGACUGACCAAACCUACAUUAUCCUUUCAAGUUUGCCUGAAAGCUGGUUGCCCGUGAUUAACAGCAUGGAGAGUAUGCGUCCCUGAGAUCUGACCCUUGAGUAUAUGUGGUUGGCAGAUUGACUGAAGAAGCAGAAAGAAGGUCAGAUAAACAAGCUGAACUCCAAGAGCGGAGUAGUUAUAGCCAAGGGGGCCAGCAGCAGAAUCUGUCCAUGGAGCAACACCAAGGUUUGGACUUGGCCAUGGCGGUGAGGAGGUGCUAUAGAUGCAACCAACCCGGGCAUCUCCAACGUCAAUGCAGGGCUAGACUUCCAGGAGACAACGUGGAACAGAGACAGCAAUCGACGCAGAAACGUAAGCAGAAGGGGUUCUCUUCAAUGAAGAACACGCGUUCUGCUCAGUUUGUGUCUGCAUUUUCUCAGGAGGAGAGGAAGAUACAUCGAGGAACAUGGUUGCUGGACUCCGGGAGCAGCAGGAUUAUCUGCAACAGUCAGGAGGACUUUAAGACCCUGGGGAAGCCAGCUGAUGGGAAAGACUAUCUUGCUGAUGGUCGUAGAAGCAAGAUUGAUGGCCAGGGAACAUGUUUCCUGCAGUGCUUGAACACUACUCUACCAGAGACUCUGUUUGUCAGUAGUUUGGACUAUUGUUUACUGUCUGUAAGCUGUUUGAUUAAUGCAGGAUAUAGUGUUAACUUCACACGGGAUGGUUGUCUGAUAAAGAAUGGAACUCAGGUAUGUGGCCAUACAAAGUUGGAAAAUGGGUUAUAUGUAAUGCAGGACAAGCCUGUUAAAGCAGCCCAGGUGGUUCAGGAUAAUUUGCCAGUUCAUAAGGGGUGUGUACAUGAACUGCACAGAAAACUGGGUCACGCCAAUUUCCGUUUGCUUUCAGAAAUGCAAAAGGUGUGCAAGAACCUAAAAGUAAAUAGCUGUAACUGUUUCCUAGAUUGCAAUGUAUGUAAAAUGGCCAAAUCUAAGAGGAAGCCUGUGGCUUCUAAAAGUGACAGAGUAUCUAGAAGUUUUAGAACUUGUCCAUUGUGAUGUGAUAGGCACUUUUCCACAGAAGACUGAAGGGGUCGCCAGAUAUGCUUUUCUGGCAAUAGAUGAUAAAUCACGUUUUAGUUGGUUGUUUUUGUUAAAGCAGAAAUCUGAGUGUUUCCCCACAUUCAGAGAAUGGGUUGCCCAAGCUGAAAAGCUCUUUGCUCGCCCUGUUGUGCAGUUGCAAACAGAUAGGGGUGGAGAAUUUCUGAACAAACAAUUUGGGGCAUGGUUGCGGCGUAAGGGGAUCACUCAUCGUUUGACUAACCCUUAUAGCCCUGCUGAAAAUGGUCUGUGUGAAAGACGUGGGGCUGUAAUACAGUCAGUAAAGGACUGCCUGCUAGUGGAUGCAGGACUGGGCCACAACCAUAGGCUGUGGGGCGAGGCUCUCCUUACAGCGAACUUUUUGAUUAAUAGAACCUGGUCUAGCUCUAUAAAAUAUAUUCCUUAUCGUCUGUUGUUUGGGAAAGAACCAGAGUGGACAAUGCUCCAUAACUGGGGUUCUUGGGCACAUGUAAAUAUUCCCAAAGCUCAGCACCAGAAAGGGGGGCGCUAGAGCACAGAAACUGCGGUUUGUGGGAUAUCAGUCCUAUGGCAAAGGGUGGUGCUUCAAUUUAUGCCCAGGACGCGUGGUUCUGUCACGAAGUGCAGACUUUGCUGACCAGGACAGAUGGACUGCGAUCCAUGCCAACCCAGAUUGCCUACUGCCCCUGCAAGUAAGAGAAGAGGCUUCUUCUCAGCCAUUGGAAACGCAGGAGCAGGAUGAGGAGGAGGAGGCACAGAUUUCCCCAAAGGAUGUGGCAAUAGAUAAUCUUCUCUAGAGGAAGAGGAAGAAGAGCCAGAGAUAAGGGGGGGGGGAGAAGUAGUUGUGCCUAGGCGCUCCCAGCGUUCAAACAAGGGUGUACCUUCUCAGCAUUUGACCCUAGGAGGAGUGAGAGUAUGCAAUGUGAGUUGUGUGGAACCACAAAGUUAUAAUGAAGUCUUAGACUUACCCCCUGAAGAACGUGCUUUGUGGGAACAAGCUAUGAAAGAAGAAAUGGACUCUUAAACGUAACAAAGUGUUUGAGGUCAUAAUGCCGCCUCCAAGUGGCAGAGUGGUGUCAUGCAAGUGGGUUUACAAAAGGAAAACCCUUGCAUCUGGGGAACCACGUUUUCGAGCCAGAUUAGUAGCCAGAGGGUUCACUCAGAUAAAAGUGGAGAGUUAUGAUGAAGUGUUUUCUCCCACUGCAAAGAGUGAAACUUUUCAUUUAAUGCUCUCUAUUGCUGCUGUAAGACAACUAGCAGUGCACCAUUUUGAUGUUGAUGCUGCAUAUCUGCAUGCAAAUUUAGACCAUGAAGUGUUAAUGAGACAACCCCCUGGUUUUGAAGAGGAGAAUGGUGCAGUCUGGCGUUUGAGAAAGGCUGUUUAUGGUCUCAAACAAAAUGGAAGGUGUUGGAACCAGUGUUUAAAUGAAGCCCUUGUAAAACUUGGUUUUAAAAGGAAUGUGGCUGAUCCAUGCCUGUACACCAAGGGGACAGGCAACAAAUAUCUAAUGCUCUUAGUCUUUGUUGAUGAUUUGCUUGUAGCAGGGAGUUCCACAGAUGAGAUCCAGAAGCUCACAAGUCAACUGGAAAAGAGGUUUAAGCUUAAAGCCUUGGGGCCUGUAAGCAAUUACUUGGAAGUAGAAGUAAGGCAGGAAGCUGAUGGAAGCUUUCUAUUAACCCAGAAAGAGAAAAUUCUUCAUUUGAUAGAGCAGUUUGGCAUGGAAAACUGCAAGCCAGUUCAGACUCCCAUGACACCAGAUUUCCCAAAGACAGUGUGUGAUGAUGAAUUUGAUCAGCUUGAGUUGUAUCACUCAAAAAUAGGAUCACUGUUGUAUUUAAGCCAGUGGUCAAGGUCAGACAUUGCAUGUGCUACAAAUGUUCUGAGCCAACGUGUAUCUAAACCCAGUACUGCCGAUUGGUGUGCUUUGAAAAGGCUUAUCAGAUACCUAAAGGGGACAUUAAAUGUAUGUUUAAAGAUAUCUAGUACACAAGAUGAAAAACUAGAAGUAUUUUUUGAUGUGAACUGGGGAAGCUGUGUAGCUACUAGAAAAUCUACAAGUGGAAUGGUUAUGAUGUUUGCCAAUUCCAUAAUUGAAUGGAGGUCAAAGAAACAAGGAUUUGUUGCAACCUCAUCCUGUGAGGCAGAAUAUGGGAGCCUGUCGCUAGCAUGCAAUGAAAUCAUAUGGUUUAUACAGAUACUAAAAGAUCUAGAUUGUAAAGUAGAUUUGCCUAUCCAAGAGUAUGAAGAUAGCCAAUCGUGCAUUGCAUUAGCGGGCUCGGAAAUAAUGAAAUCCGCAUCAAAACAUAUUGCUAUCCGUCAUGCGAAUGUGAGAGGUUGUGUACAGAAUGGGGUAAUCAAACUGGAGUAUUGUCAGUCACAAGAUAAUAUUGCUGAUUUGUUUACCAAGCCUUUGCCAGCAACAUGUCAUAAUGAAUUGAUGACAAAACUGGGUUUAUGUAUAUAGUGUAUGUAUGUAUUGUAUGUAUGUAUUGUUUCUGUUGGGGUUUUUCGCAUUUAAGAAACAGAAGGGGUGUCACGGCUAAAAUGGCCGCUGUUUCUUUAAUGCGAAUAAAGCUGGGUCAGCAUGACUCAGCGGCUUGCACCAAGUUGUAUAUAUAGAGUGAGAAAUGUUAGUUUGGUUGCUGGUGUUUGGGUUGGUUAAUGCUAGUGUGUAUAGUUGUUCGGUUGCUUUUGAACAAAGACUUUUAAGAAUAAAACUCUGCAAGGAUAUUCUCAUGGACUCUUUUGUGCCGACAAGGGUCCGAGGACCAGGCUGAAGAGACAAAGGGAGGUCAGAACCCUUACCUCCUUUUUUGCUUUUUACAAACACUGACAGUUGCUAUGCACCUCCUGGGGCCCAAUGGACUGUGGGGGUGAUUAAUAAAUAUCCAGAGGUCCAAAGGGCUAAAAUGUGCCCCAGAGGUGGAAUAAUAUUACACGGAGAAUGAAAAAUGUCAUUAGCAACUCUGAUUCUGAGAAAUGGAGGGCACGUUCGUGGAAGAACAACUCCCUUUCCUGUGAGGCAGGUCCUUAUUUAAAAAGGCAAUCCCACAACUGUAUUCUUAGAUGAAACUACUUUAUUAAUGAUGAUUUAGUAUUAUGGAAGGUUGAUGAUGCAUUCCUAUUAUUUGGCAUUGUUUCCCCUCAUUUGCUUAAAAUUUGGAACAUAAAGAAGACAGGGAGGAAUGUACAAUAGGUUGAAAUAAGAGAAGGUGCUAAUUGCAUUUGAUGUGUGUUACAGUCUUUGUUCUCUUCCUUGAAAUACUAACAGGGGUUUUCCUCUCCUCUCAUUUCCAAGCAGGUUAUGGAGAAGACAGUGUGUCAUCUGUAAUUUCAUUUGGAAAUACGAAGAGACCAUUUAAAUGUGGUGAAUGUGGAAUGUGCUUCAGUCCAUGUGUACAGUUAAUAAACUCACAUCAAUAAACUCACAGAGUGGGGAAACCGUUUAAAGGUAUGGAGUGUGGAAAGAGCUUCAGACAAACUUCAUCUCUUACUUUACAUCGUCUAACUCACAUGAGUGAGAAACCCUACAAAUGUAUGCAGUGUGGAUGGAGAUGCAGUAUGAGUAGACAACUUACUGUACAUCAAAGGAUUCACGCAACAGAAAAACCAUUUAAAUGUAUAGAGUGUGGAAAGAGCUUCUGUCAUAGCAUAACGCUAAGCAACCAUCAACGGACUCACACAGGGGAGAAACCAUUUAAAUGUGUAGAGUGUGGAAAGAGCUUCUGUCAUAGCAUAAUGCUAAGCAAGCAUCUACGGACUCACACAGGGGAGAAACCAUUUAAAUGUAUGGACUGCGGAAAGAGCUUCACACAUAAUAGAAACCUAAAUAGCCAUCUACGGACUCACACAGGGGAGAAACCAUUUAAAUGUAUGGAAUGUGGAAAGAGCUUUCGUUCAGGUGGUCAUCUGAAUUUACAUCAUCAAACUCACACAGGGGAGAAACCAUUUAAAUGUAUGGACUGCGGAAAGAGCUUCACACGUAAUGGAACCCUUAGAAAACAUCUACAGAUUCACACAGGGGAGAAACCAUUUAAAUGUAUGGAGUGUGGAAAAAGCUUCCGUAAGAGUUUAUCACUUAAUAGACAUCAUCAAACUCACAUGGGUGAAAAACGCUACAAUUGUAUGCAGUGUGGAAAGAGCUUCACACAUAAUGGUAACCUUAGCAACCAUCAACGGACCCACACAGGGGAGAAACCAUUUAAAUGUAUGGACUGCGGAAAGAGCUUCACACAUAAUGGAAUCCUUAGCAACCAUCAGCGGACCCACACAGGGGAGAAACCAUUUAAAUGUAUGGACUGCGGAAAGAGCUUCAGACAUAUUGGAAACCUUAGAAAUCAUUUACGGACUCACGCUGGGGAUAAACCAUUUAAAUGUAUGGACUGCGGAAAGAGCUUCACACAUAAUGGAAACUUUAGACAACAUCUACAGGCUCAUACAGGGGAGAAACCAUUUAAAUGUAUCGAAUGUGGAAAGAGCUUCACACAUAAUGGAAACCUUACCCUGCAUCUACAGGCUCAUACAAAGAAGAAACCAUUUAAAUGUAUUGAAUGUGGAAAGAGCUUCACAAAUAAUGGAAACCUUAGACAACAUCUACAGGCUCAUACAAAGAAGAAACCAUUUCAAUGUAUGGACUGCGGAAAGAGCUUCACACAUAAUGGAAGCCUUAGACAACAUCUACAGACUCACACAGGGAAGAAACCAUAUGAAUGUAUGGAAUGUGGAAAGAGCUUUCGUUCAAGUGAUCAUCUGACUUUACAUCAUAGAACUCACACAGGGGAGAAACCAUUUAAAUGUAUGGACUGCGGAAAGAGCUUCACACAUAAUGGAAACCUUAGAAAACAUCUACGGAGUCACACAGGGGAGAAACCAUUUAAAUGUAUGGAGUGUGGAAAAAGUUUCAGUCAGAGUUCAUCACUUAAUAGACAUCAUCAAACUCACACGGGUGAGAGACCUUGUAAAUGUUUGGAAUGUGGAAAAAGCUUUUGUUCAGGUUAUCGUCUGACUUUACAUCAUCGAACGCACACAGGGGAGAAACCAUUUAAAUGUAUGGAGUGUGGAAAGAGCUUCAGUCAGAGUCAAACUCUAAGAGUACAUCUACAGACUUGCACGGGAGAAAAAUCAUUUAAAUGUAUGGAGUGUGGAAGGAGCUUCUGUCACAGCGGAAUGCUAAGAAAACAUCAAAGGACUCACACAGGGGAGAAACCUUAUACAGCAAAUGUAUGAAGUGUGGAAAGAGCUUCAGUCUAAAGGAAACUAAGAGUACAUUAACAGACUCACAGGUGAGAAACCAUUUAAAUGUAUGGAGAGUGGAAAGAACUUCAGUCAGAGUGGACACCUUACAAAACAUCAAUGGACUCACAAAGGAAGAAACAUUUAAAUUCCAGGAGUGCAGAAACUGCUUCUGUUUAAUGGAGUACUUACAAAAUGUUUACGGACUUAUAUGGAAGGAACCAUUUAGAUGUAUGGAGUGUAGAAAGAUUUAUCCUCAACAAGAGGAGGAGGAGGAGGAGUUUGGAUUUGAUAUCCCGCUUUAUCACUACCCUAAGGAGUCUCAAAGCGGCUAACAUUCUCCUUUCCCUUCCUCCCCCACAACAAACACUGUGUGAGGUGAGUGAGGCUGAGAGACUUCAGAGAAGCAUGACUGGCCCAAGGUCACCCAGCAGCUGCGUGUGGAGGAGCGGAGACGCGAACCCGGUUCACCAGAUUACGAACCACCGCUCUUAACCACUACACCACACUGGCUCUCUCAAGGGUUCAUUUCUUCCUUCUAAUGAACAGGCUCCUAUAGGUGGAAAUCAAAUUUAAAUGCAUCCCAUGUAUGUGAUGAUCUGGUGUUUUAAUGUAAAGUUGUACUUUCAUGUAGUAAAGUAAUCAAGGUAGCGUAUCACAAUAGUUAGUAAUGUAUAAAUGGCUUUGUACAGUGUACCUCAGGUUACGAACAGCCUGGUUGAUGAACAUUUUGGAUUAUGACCAUUUCAAACCCGGAAAUGAGUUGGUUAAACUAGUAUUAUAGGAAUGGCAGCAUGACAUGCAUUGUUUUAAUUGCGGCCCAGGACCCACGUACCUACAGGACCGCCUCUCCUGGUAUGCCCCGUGGAGGACCUUAAGGUCCACAAAUAACAACAUUUUGGAGGUCCCAAGUCGCAAGAUGGUUAGAUUGGUCUCAAGUAGGGCCAGGGCCUUUUCAGUACUGGCCCCGACGUGGUGCAACACUCUGUCACAAGAGACUAGGGCCCUGCGGGAUUUGACAUCUUUCCGCAGGGCCUGCAAGACAGAGCUGUUCCACCUGGCCUUUGGUUUGGACUCAGUCUGACCAUUGUGUUUGCCUCCUCUUAUGGUUUUGAUCUGUGGGCUACUUUAAAAAUGAGGCUGUAUUUUAAAUUGCAUUUUAACCUGUAUUUUAAAUUGGUAUGGUUUUUUCCCCUAUUAUGUUUUUACUGCAAUUUUACUGGUGUUAGCCGCUCUGAACCUGGCUCUGCCCGGGGAGGGCGGGGUAUAAAUAAAACCUAUUACCGUAUUUUUCACUCUAUAGGACGCAUUUUUCUCCCUCCAAAAAUGAAGGGGAAAUGUGUGUGCGUCCUAUGGAGCGAAUGCAGGCUUCAGGCAGCUAUACGCAAGCCUUCUGAGCGCUCCGAAGGCUUGCGGAUAGCUGCCUGUUCUGGGGGCUGGGGUCGGGGGAAGCUCGGGCUUUCCCCGUCCCAGCCCCGCGGCUAAAAACAAAGCCGUGCGCAGCUUCUCCCGGCUGGACAGUUGCACAUGGCUAAAGAGGAAGCCAAGACAGCUGUCUUGGCUUCUUUGCUUUUGGGGGCUGUCGGGGGGGAAAUAAUUUUUUUUCUUUAUUCCCACCCCCCCCCUAAAAACUAGGCGCGCCGUAUGGUCCGGUGCGCCCUAUGGGGCGAAAAAUACAGUAGUAAUAAUAAUAAUAAAGCAACAAAUAGUUUAUACAUUAAUUGUGCUGCAAUGACUCAUGAUUCUUUGAAGGGCAAAUUGUUCAGGUAAAACAUACCUGGUGGCAGCAGGAAUAAAGGGGAUGUUUAGAUCAGAAGGUUGGCGGUUCCAGUCCCCCCGAUAGGGUGAGUUCCCGUUGCUCGGUCCCAGCUCCAGCCAACCUAGCAUUUCGAAAGAACGAAUUGUAAGUAGAUAAAUAGGUACCACUCCGGCGGGAAGGUAAACGGCGUUUCUGUGCGCUGCUGUGGUUUGCCAGAAGCGGCUUAGCCAUGCUGGCCACGACCCGGAAGCUGUACGCCGGCUCCCUCGGCCAAUAAAGCGAGAUGAACGUCACAACCCCAGAGUCGUCCGCGACUGGACCUAAUGUUCAGGGGUCCCUUUACCUUUACUUUUUAGUGGAAUAAGGAAGAAAGUCUCAGCUCUUAGGUGUGCAUCUUGCAUGAGGUGGGACGGUUGGAACAGGGCAGUGUGGGCAAGUGGCAGGUGACACGAGAGGGUGUAAAAUACAUCAGUGGAAGCUCAUGCCUAAUUCUCCCCAACUUAGCACCCAGAGGGGAGAAACCAUAGGAGAACUUCCUACAAAUCCAUGAACCAAGACAUACCUACUAUUACAGGAAACAAGAAACUUCCUUCCAACCAAUAGGGCACAGAGAGGGGUCGAAGUGUGAAGGGAAAGUUAACCCUUACCUCUCCAUCUGUGGCCCAAACACAACUCCACUGGAAGAAUGGUACACAUUUGGAAAGAAAAGAUGCUGCAGGUACCAGUGAAUCCCCUGGUUGGUCCAUUUUCACUUAUAAGCAUCAUGUGGCUACCCCAGGGCUACUGCUUUUAUGACAAGCAAUCAUCAUCAUCAUCAUCAUCAUUGAUUGGCUUGCCCCAGACACUCUGGAGUCUUCUAAAAGUUAUGUACUGUGGUUCUUUAUCUGCAUGGCAUCUCAAUACAUCUCAUGGAGAGCAUUUCACAGGGCGGGCGCCACCACCAAGAAGGCCCUCUGCCUGCUUCCCUGUAACUUUCUUCUUGGAGUGAGAGAACCAGCAGAAGACCCUCGGAGCUGGAUCUCAGUGUCUGGGCUGAACAAUGGGGGUGGAUUUGCUCCAUCCGGUAUACAGGGCCAAGGCCAAUUAGGGUAUGCACCAACACUCUGAAUUGCGCUCAGAAACGUACUGGGAGCCAAUGCAGGUCUUUCAGGACCAGUGUUAUAUGGUCCUGGCGGCCGCUCCCAGUUACCAGUCCAGCUGCCACAUUCUGAAUUAGUUGUAGUUUCCAAGCCACCUUCUAAGGCCGCCCCACAUAGAGCGCAUUGCAGUUAUCCAAGCGGGAGAUAAACGGAGUAUGCAGCACUCUGGCAAGACACUCUGUGGGCGGGCAGGGUCUCAGCCUGCGUACCAAAUUGAGCUGGUAAACAGCUGCCCUGGACACAGAAUUGACCUGCGCCUCCAUGGACACCUGCGAGUCCAAAAUGGCUCCCAGGCUGCGCACCUGGUCCUUCAGGGGUACAAUUACCCCAUUCAGGACCAGUGAGCCCUCCACACCCGCCUGCCCCCUGUCCCUCAAAAACAGUACUUCCUUCUUGUCAGGAUUCAACCUCCAUCCAUUAGCUGCCAUCCAUCCUCCAACCUCCUCCAGACACUCACACAGGACCCUCACUGCUUCUGAUUUGAAAGAGAGGUAGAGCUGGGUAUCCUCCACAUACUGCUGAACACCCAGCCCAAACCCCUGAUGGUCUCUCUCAGCAGUUUUAUAUGCAUGUUAAAAAGCAUGGGGGAGAGGACAGAGCCCUGAGGCACCCCACAAGUGAGAGCCCAGGGGUCUGAACACACAUCCGCCAGAAACCACAGGAGAUCUUGGACCAGCUAGAGCAAGGCAGUUUCAGUCUCAGGAUGGGGCCUGAAACUCGACUGGAAGGGGUCCAAAUGAUGUGCUUCCUCCUAUCCAACUUGGUUGCUUUUGCAUGUACGGUGCAUCCGUAGGCAUUUUUUUAAAAAAGUAGCACAGGCUAGAGUUUCAUUUUCCUUUAUUUUUUUUAGAGGUAGAAGCAUUGCCAACAUGCAACCCUUGCAAAAAGAGAGGUCUGUUUCCUUCUGGCUGGGUGGGGGGCGCGAUCUUGUUAUACGUCUUGUUCCCUUCAGGAUUAAAGCCAGUUAAUGCAAUUUCCCAGAGGGAAAGAGAGAAAGGGAGGCUGGGUGCUCGCCCUCCCGAUCGCCCAGCACCUUCCCCUAGAAAGGGGUGUGGCUUAACAAGACAGACUGCCCCUCCCCCUUGACCUCCUGCCGCCCUUGACCUCCCAGGAAUCGGGCUGAGUGCAAAGCGCCUUGAGGCACAGCAAACUUUUGUUUUUGGUGGGGGGGGUACAACGUCGGUGGCGAAGGGAUGCGGGUGGCGCUGUGGGUUAAACCACAGAGCCUAGGACUUGCCGAUCAGAAGGUCGGCAGUUCGAAUCCCCUUGACGGGGGGGGGGGGUGAGCUCCAGUUGCUCGGUCCCUGCUCCUGCCAACCUAGCAGUUCGAAAGCACGUCAAAGUGCAAGUAGAUAAAUAGGUACCGCUCCGGCGGGAAGGUAAGCGGCGUUUCCGUGCGCUGCUCCGGUUCACCUGAAGCGGCUUAGUCAUGCUGGCCACAUGACCCGGAAGCUGUACGCCGGCUCCCUCGGCCAGUAAAGCGAGAUGAGCACCGCAACCCCAGAGUCGGCAACGACUGGACCUAAUGGUCAGGAGUCCCUUUACCUUUACAAUGUCGGUAGGAUGUGGGGGCGGAGCAAGAGAGAGCAGACAGGGAAAAUGCUGGACAGGUGAGGAAAGAAGAGAUUUUCUCCCCCCCCCCCCCCAAGGGACGUGGGUGCACACCUGGUUCAUCUUCGUUGCAGAGAAGAGCCAGUGAAUCUCCCUGAAGGUGCAUACACACAAACACACGCACACGUGUGAACGCGCACACACAGAACAUAAGAAGGCCCUAUAGUUGGAGCAGACCAAGGGUCCCAUCUCGCCCCGAAUCCUGCUCUCCCGGAGUCCCAGUGGGAAACCAGAUGCCCGUUUUGGGAAUCCUGCAAGGAGAAUUUCAGCCCAAGAGCAUCUCUCCCUCCCUGCUCGGUGGUCCAGGCAGCAGCUGGAAAAUGCUGUCUGCAGAGUUUGGAGUCUGUUUGGGUUUCUCUCAGGGACCAAAGGGUCUUGAUCCGGCCGUGCUCCUCCUCCUCCUCCUCCAGAACCCCCUCCCCCGUCAAUGGGGUGGGCGUGGAGUUGGGCAACUUCGCAAGGGAGCCCAAAGGGGAGGAAGCCGAAGGCAGCGCCGUCACGUCCGGCUCCCAUGCGAAAAGAGGAAGGGACUUCUCCCAGGAAGGGGUCUCUCUGUGGGUCGGAAGUUAGCAAGAAGUGGGGGCAGAAGGAGCCCCUGGAGAAGCGAGAGGUUUCAGAAAGGUAAAGAGGGGCGCCAGUCGACCACGGACCCCCCCUUCUCCGCUUUAUAUUGCAAGAAAGGAAAUCGGAAUAGCUACGAAGGGAGGCGGAUGGUCAGAGGAGAAAGAGGUAAAGAUGCCGGUGGAGGGAAGGGGGGGGAGGAAAGGAUAGAGAGACCCUUUCUUGCUCCCCCAAAAGCUCCUGCCUUGGGACGAGGGCGGGGAGGGGCGAUGGGGUCGGAGAGAAAGGGGCACAGAGCCCCCCCCCUUAAUCUCUUGUCCUGGGACCCAUAUGGAGAGGCUCGGAUCCAUGCAAUGCAGCUGCAAAGCGUGGAGCCCCCAUCUGCAGUGUUUCCCUUGCGCCGUCUCCUUUGAAGCCCCCCCCACCAGACACGUUUUCCCACCAAGGGGGUGCCCCCAAAAGCCCCCACCCCCAAGCAGGGCGAGCCGUGCCAAGGAGGGCCAGAGGGUGUAGGGGGGACUCUGGCGAAGAGGGGGGGAGCAGAGGAUGUUGGGGGGCUGAGGGUUGAAUGGAAGCGUCCCUGGGGGUGAGACACCAUGUUGAUAAAUGGCAGGGGGGUGGAGAAAGAAAGAGGCAUGGGGCCUUUUUCUGGGGUGCCUCCACCUGGGGUGCUGGCAGGGGGAUUUCUGCAGGGGCUGCCUUGGCUUCUCCAGUGACCUAGAGAAGGAUUCCUGCAAGCUGAACCCCCUCCCCCCCCCCCAUUUUGUCCCAGGGAAGCUGCUGCAUCGGAUGCUGGGAGCUCCAGGCCCCUUGAUCUGCAUUCUUCCAAGCCGGUCCACUGGGAGAGGAGAGGAGAGGGGCAGUUGAAGCCCGUGUCAGGAUAAAAAGGUGGGGUAUAGAUAAAUAGAAGAAUAGCAAUCAUUCUAAAAUUGCUUUAGGAGGCUUCUAGUCAAAGCAAUUGGAGCCUCGUGUGAAGCCCCUGAAUGAGACCAGCCUGAGAAGAAAGUGUCCGACAAGGACCUGGGAGGCAGGGGGUUAAAUUCCCCUGGGGGAUCUUGCCUCUUGGCCUCACCUGCCUCCUUGGAGGAAAAGGGGGGAUUGAUAAAUGACUAGUGAAACAAAAGACGACAGAGCAGAGACAGACAAAUGCAUCAGGAAGAUGUUCCAGAUCAUAGAGGAAGGAGAAAGCAAAAUGCAGAUAAUUAGUAUUUUCAGAGAAACCUCAGAAGAGAAGGUUUUUUGGGGCUCAGUGUGACUUGGGAGUUCAAGGUGGGCGUGGAUACCAAGGGGUCUUUAGACGAUUUUUCAGGGAUUAUGAUUGACAUCUGUACUCCAGCAACCAUAUGAAUCCAAGGUUCCCACAGUAAAAGAAGGUCUGGAUGAUGUCCCCAAAGGUGCCUGGCUUAUAUUCCAGAAGAUGGCCUGGGGGUGUUCCAGAAGGGAGUGUCUCUCAGGUUCUGAGUCGGAAAGGGAGCCAGGUACAAUGACCCCGAUUUGAAGGCUGGCUUCUUCUUUAUACUCACCUUUUUAAUCUCUUUCCGUGGAAACAUCCGUGCUUCCACCUCCUCUCUCUUUCCUUUCUUCCCCACAAUCAGGCCUCUGGACCUUUAAUAUCCACCUUUUCCCGUGUUGCAGAUCUUCCCUGUUGGAGCACAGGUGGGGCUCUCCCUUGGGGUGGGGGGCGAAGAGUCCAUGGCCCCCCACCCCAAAGGAGGACAGUGAGAGAGGCUUGGGCAGAGAAUUCCUACAAGGAUAGUGCUGUGUCCUGACUAUGGGAUGAGGAGGCACAUUCCCUACCCAUUAUUGCCCAGGGGACUGAUGGGGAAUUAUACGCCAUUAUAAUUGCUUCGUGGUCUUUAGAUGAAGUGUGAUUAAUAAAUUUAAUAAGUAAUAAUUGCUCUGGUAACCUCAAGAUUAGAUUGCUGCAAUGUGUUAUAUGUAGGGCUGCCUCUGAAGAGGGUUCAGUAACUUCAGCUGGUGCAGAAUUCAGAGGCCCCUACCUUAAAAUAACUACGCAAAAUCUACAGAGACUCCCAGGUUUGUGUUGUCUUUGCUUCUUCACAAGAUGAACUUUUUUGAAGGUUUUUACAGUCACGUAUAGCAUCAAUAACACUUAUGCUUUACUUAUUUGACAAACGAGAGACUCUGGUACGAUGAGUUUGAGCUCAUCUCCUUGCCUGAAACCAAAAAAAUAAAAAUAGAAAAACACUGAGCAGGAGAAAUUGAGGAGUAUGUCUUUUCAGUAUGCAAUGAGACCCUACAGUAUGUGUAGCUCAUUUAAACAAAAUCACUGAUCCAAUGAGCAGCAGCAGUGAACAAUGUGAUAGUGAAUUGUCGUCGCUUGUCUCCACUGCCCUCUCACACUUGUUGUGAAGAAUCAUCUUUCAUUAUGAAUGGUCUGUGUCACCAUUAAGAAAAAGAAGUCAGAAUAGGCCAAUAUCUAUGUGUACUGUCCCUGGAUCAAAGGACAUUUCUUCUUUAAGUUCUCAGAAGUUCUUAAACCUAGCACAAGGUUGUCCUUUGAACUAGCCAGAUGUUUAACUGAGAAUCAAUCACAAUCUGUCCAUCAUUUGAAAAAUAAGACUUUAGAGACAUCCUACCCCAAAUGGCAACUGUUGUUGUUUAGUCGUUUAGCUGUGUCUGCCUCUUCGUGACCCCCUGGACCAGAGCACGCCAGGCACUCCUGUCUUCCACUGCCUCCUGCAGUUUGGUCAAAUUCAUGCUGGUAGCUUCGAGAACACUGUCCAACCAUCUCGUCCUCUGUUGUCCCCUUCUCCUUGUGCCCUCCAUCUUUCCCAACAUCAGGGUCUUUUCCAGGGAGUCUUCUCUUCUCAUGACUCCUAGACAUUCAAUUUUGGGCGGCUGUAACCUUGAUUUAACAAGACAUUUGGCACCUAGAUUAUAUAUAUGAGUUUCUAACACUGAUCCUGUUACCUCCACACACUGCUGCCUCUGUCCCCCUUAGUAGGAAGUCACGUACCACCAUCACAUCCCUCUUCCUCCUCUGGGGAGUGGUAGGAAUUGCUCCAUACCCUGCCCCUUCCACAGCCACCUUGGCGUGUUCUGAGGUCUGCAUCUUGCUCCUCUGUCCCAGAAUUGAUUUUGCAGCUCGAGUGACACAUCAGGGUUCCUAACAGCCCCGUUUCUCUGUACUGCAUUCCUCCAGGUUUUCGUUUCCUGCAACCAGUGAUCUUCCUCCUGGCUGUGGCCAACCCCACCUGUGUUGCUGUCCCAGGACCAUCCACUCUGCUCUCUUUCAAGAAAUCCCUCAUCUUGCUCAGGAGCUCGUAGGGCAGAUAGGCGGACCUCAGCUUGCUGGUUCCUUCUCUUCCUGCAUCUGCUGCAGAUGUAAUUCUGCGCAUUCUCAGGCAGGAGGACAAACAUGGCACAGGUGUGGCAGGUCACUGCAGCAGCUCCCUCGCCAUCCAUGUCUCUUGCUCCUACACACAGCAUGAGACAGGACUCCUGGCCUCCCCCUCACACUCAGACUUAGAAGGGUGGUUUCUAAAUCUAAUAAAUAAAAAUUGGGGUGAGUGUUUCAAUCUGGGAUUCCAGCAGCCAGGCUCCAACAGCCUUUUCCUGCAUCUCCAGCUCUCCCUCUGCACUGCAAGGCUGACAGAUGGAGGUCCAGCUCCAAGGACAUUAGCCUACCUGAGCACACCUUCAGUUUCUUCCAAGCGCCAAGCCUUCUCACUAGUUCCAGGCUACAGUCCCUAGAAAAACCUGAACCCUGGGUCUCCCAAUAUGGCUGCUAUGCACCUCCUGGGGCCCAAGGGACUGUGUGGGUGAUUAAUAAAUAUCCAGAGGUCCAAAGGGCUGAAAUGUGCCCCAGAGGUGGAAUAAUAUUAGACAGAGAAUGAAAAAUGGCGUUAGCAACUCUGAUUCUGAGAAAUGGAGCGCACGUUUGUGUUGGCUAUUUGCAGUAUGGUAGCGCUGCAGAGAGCUUGCUGGGGAGACCAUGCAUUAAAAAGGACUCAAAAAUAACUUAAACAAGGUUUUAAUAACAAAAACAAAAACUCCAUUUACACUAAAGACAACAACAAACAACCAUGACCCAACCACCAACCCAUCCCCCAGGGUAAUGGGAGAGCUAGGUGCUGCUCCUUAUAUACUACACCCAAAUGCUGGCACAGCUUAAUCAAUACAACUCAGCAGCACCUGCCAUGUUUCACAGCUGUAAACCUGGGUCUCGUUAUUUUGCUCUGGCCCCUUAAAGACAUACACAACUGGUGGAACAACGAUGAACCUUUACAUUUAAAGGAACCAUUCAACAUUUCCCCUGCGGUUCAUCAUUGUGGAACAAAAACAUAAAGCAUAUUUUGUACAUGUCUUUCAUGUGUAACCUUUGGAAGUGCUUUUGUAAAAAUGUCCAUAAUUUGAUUGUCACCUGGAACAUAUUGAAAUACAACUAUUUCGUCAGCAAUUAGUUUCUUUACAAACUGUAAACGUAAUCUUAAGACUCUAGUGCGCUGCGUAUUGGUCUCUGAACACAGGAUAGCGAGUCCGCUCUGGGAAUCAAGGUAAACUUUUACUGGUAGUGUUACUUGCAUCUGUAGGUCUGCAAAUACUUGCAGAUACCAUUCUACAUCACAAGUAGCCUGAACGCAUGCACAUAAUUCACUCUCUGCUGUGGAGAGACAAAUAAUGGUUUGUGUUUGGGACUUCCAUUCAAAUGGACAACCGUUAUAACAAAACACCAUACCAGACACACCCCUGCAACUAUUUUGUUCCACUGCAUGAGAUGCAUCGCAGAAAAUUUCAAAACCUUUGUCAAUACUGGAUGUAAACUGCAACCUAUAAUGUUUGGUAUGUUUAAGGUACAUUACCACUCUCUUAAGAGCAGAGAAACAUUGCAUAGUGGGCUUUUCCACAAAUUUUGCCAGAAAGUGAAAAGCAUAAGUUAUAUCUGGUCUUGAGAUUCUUUGAAUGAAAUUUAGCUUGCCUAUAGCAGAACGAUACAAAGUUUUGUUAGGAAAUGGCUUAUCUUCACCAGUAAAGGUGAAACCACACACCAUGGGUGUUUCCUUCCCAUUUGCAUUUUCUAAACGUAGCAUUUCAACAAGAUCAUCAAUUUUUGCAGUUUGAUGAACCAAAAAAGAUCCAUUUUUACCUUUCUCAAUUUGCAUGGAUAAGUAAUUUUUAGCUAUGCCUAAUUCCACCACAUCAAAUUUAUUCUGUAACUGUGAUACUACCUGUUCAUAUUCCUGUUUAGUUUUUGUAGAAAUUAACACGUCAUCUACAUACACACAUAUUUUUGUUACAGAGUUUGCCCUUUCCUUUAUAAACACACAAUUGUCUGCCUUUCCUUGUGAAAAACCAAUAUCCAGCAAUUCUUUUGCUAAAGUUUGGUGCCAAUUCCUUCCACUUUGGUGCAGACCAUAAAGGGAUUUAUUUAAUUUGCGUAUCAAACCUUCAGCGGCAUCUAUGCCUUCAGGAACACACAUAGAAAUUUGUUCUUUUAAAUCUGCAAACAAAUAUGCAGCUUUUAUAUCUAAAUGAUAAACAGAAUGUCCACGUUGUGAUGCAUCUUUUAACAAAAGCUGAACUGUCUCAUAUUUUACACUUGGUGAAUAACACAAAUCAUAAUCUUCACCUGGAAUUUGUUGAAAACCCCUAGCAACUAAUCUAGUCUUGUACCUUACAACUUCAUUUUUGUCAUUCAUUUUAACUCUAUAAACCCAUUUUGAAUCAAUAAGUCUCAUAUCUGGGGUUUGUGGUACAAGAGACCAAGUGUUAUGCUCUUUUAAAGAAGCUAUCUCAGAGUUCAUAGCUUUAUACCAAUUUACAGCUUGGUGUUUAGGUAAAUUAUGAACAUCAUUGUAGCUUUUUGGCUCAAAAACUGCCUUAUUGGCAUACACAGUAUUAAAAUGUUCAUCUGCAAAACGUUGUGGCUUCUGCCUCUUUCUAUCUGAACGUCUCAGUCCAGAAGGAGAGUCAGACUCCUCAGACUUAACGGGACUAAGUGAACUACUAGUUUCAGGUUGUAAACCACCAUUGUCAGACUGAAGAGAUGCCUGUAGGCUAAGCUCACAGUCAGAAAACUCAAAAGAAUCUAACCUCCCCUUGGGUGCCUGUGACUUUAAAUCAUCAAGCAAAUUAUCAGAUUCAACAGGCUUUUCAUCUUCUCCCAUUAAUUCAGAAUCAUUAUUAUUCCCUGCUGCUGCUACUGCUUCUUCCUCUUCUUCCUCAGUAUUAUCUAUGCCAUCAGUAUCUUGGAAAACAGCAACUCCAUUCCAAUUUACAGUUUGUAUCAUGCUUCUGGUAACAUGAAAUUUGCCAGUUGCUGGGACGUAAAUUCUGUACGCCCCCUGCUGGUAGCCCAUUAAUUUUCCCUGGACACUACGUUCACCCAAUUUCUGCUUAGCGGGAUAAUGCAUAAUUACAUCUGAACCCCAAAUGCGUAGGUAUUUCAGAUUAGGGCGUUUUUUAAACAGCUUCUCAUAGGGGGUGACAUCUAAACCAGAAUGAUAACUGCGAUUUCUCACAUAACAAAAGGCAUGGAGCGCUUCAGCCCAAAAAUCUUUGGGCAGAUUAGCAUCGUGCAGAUAAGUUUUAAUCCCUGCCUGCAGGUCAUGUUGCACAACUUCAACAAGCCCAUUUUGCCAGGGACUUCAGGGGCAAGAUAACUCAUGUGCAGUCCCCUGCGCUUCCAGGAACUUCUCAAAAACCUCAGAAACAAAUUCUCCACCCCGGUCAGAAAACAGGUUCUUAAUAGGUUUGUUAAAAUGCGUUUUUACCCAACUGCAAAAAACUUUGUACUUCUCAAAUGCUUGGGACUUCUCAGCUAUUGCAUAAGUCUAACAAUAUCUACUACACUGGUCUAUGAGAGUAAGCCAGUACUUAGAACCUCCUAAUGAUGGUGGAAGUGGCCCAACUAAAUCACAAUGUACACGCUCAAAUGGCUCAGGUACUUUCCUAUCUGAGCACCUACCCUUGCGUGCAACCUUAAUCUUAUUUUUGCAAUAGGAUAGACAUUGCAUAAAGAAUUUACAUGGUUUUAAGUUGAGGCCAUUAACAAUAUUCUUUGUCUUAAUUACAUCAGCAAAAUUCAGAUGUCCUAGAACUCUGUGCGCCUCGUGGACACACCCAGAAUGUGGCCUUACAUUCCUCAACCCCUGGCUUGACUGUGCUGUUCUACAAUUUAUAGGCGAUUGGGAGUAGGUGCGAAAUUACAGUCUAUAUAAACCAUCAGCGUCCCGGGCAUACAAUAGACGUCUGUUCCCAUCGAAAAACUCACACAUUGACUUUGAGAAACGCACAGUUAUGCCUUGACGAGCAAAGCACCUUACUGACAAUAAAUUGUCCACUGACGGGCAGUAAAUGCAGUUCACUAUUGUAAUGUUUAAAGAGUCAAGUUUAACAGUACCCCUGCCAAGCGACUGCAAGACUUGUGAAUUGGCUAAAUGUACAUUACCAAUUUCCUCUUUGAAAGAAAUAAACAAGCUUCGAUCGUUGCAAAUGUGCUGGGAUGCUCCUGAGUCCACAAUAAAAGAUUUCCACUUGGCACCUUUAAUUCUUUUACGAUCUGUUGUCAGAGCAUGAAAAGCUCGCGGCUCGUUUCUGUCUUUACGAUACGAUGUCGGCUGCUGGGCUGACGACCGUGACUGACGAACAGAAACAGACUUUGGAGUGCUUUGCUUUCUUUUGGGUCUGCAGUCCUUUGCAAAAUGUCCCUGCUUAUUGCAGAACCAACAACGCUUGGCAGCUUUAAAUGCAGUUGUAUCACCACAGGUUUGCAUGUGGUGUUCCUCAUUCUUUCUGGAAAUAGGAGUGCUUAUGGCACAAGCCUCCCUUCUAUCCAACUCGCCCAAUAAUCUUGCCAUUACCCCUUCCACAGUUAAUUGUGCUGGUGGAACGGCAGAUAUCUGGCUAGCUAUACCAUCAAAGUCCUCAUUAAGGGAACAUAGAAUGAUAAAAACAUACUGAAUAUCAGGUAUCUCCAUGUUCCUUCGAAUUAAUUCGCAGCGUAUUGCCUCCAGACGUCUCAAGUGUGCUGCCAAAUCACCACCAGGCUGCAACUUCAUCUGGUACAACUGCUUGAAAAACGUCAAUGCAGACGCUGACUCUUUUCUAAUAUGCACUGCUGCAAGACUGUCCCACAUUUCUUUGGCAGUUUUCUUAUUCCUUAUAUAGAUAACUUGCUGGUCGCUGACUGCCAAAUUAAUUAUCGCCCUGGCUUUUGCAUCUCCUUUUGACCAAGCAUUAGUUACAGGGUCAGGAGGGUCAUCAGUUAUAUAGGUCCAUAUUUCUCUAGAGGUCAAAAGCGCCUCCACCUGAAAAGACCAUAAACUAUAGUUCUCAUCUGUCAGCUGUGGGAAGACCAGAGCCUCCUCAGCUUCUGGAACCCGGUCAACCAUUCUGGAACUCUUCCAGACCCACAGAACUACGCUAACAGGAGAAGGAGUUUUCAAACCUUUCUCAGAGUCCAAAAAUAUGCAGUCAUCCACUCAGCAGCUGGGCCCAUAACCAAAGAUGGUGGCUAUUUGCAGUAUGGUAGCGCUGCAGAGAGUUUGCUGGGAAGACCAUGCAUUAAAAAGGACUCAAAAAUAACUUAAACAAGGUUUUAGUAACAAAAACAAAAACUCCAUUUACACUAAAGACAACAACAAACAACCAUGACCCAACCACCAACCCAUCCCCCAGGGUAAUGGGAGAGCUAGGUGCUGCUCCUUAUAUACUACACCCAAAUACUGACACAGCUGAAUCAAUACAACUCAGCAGCACCUGCUAUGUUUCACAGCUGUAAACCUGGGUCUCGUUAUUUUGCUCUGGCCCUUGCUCUGGCCCCUUAAAGACAUACACAACUGGUGGAACAAUGAUGAACCUUUACAUUUAAAAAAACCAUUCAACAGUUUGUGGAAGGAAAACAGCUCCCUUUCCUGUCAGGCAGGUCCUUAUUUAAAAAGGCAAUCCCACAACUGUAUUCUUAGAUCAAACUACUUUAUUAAUGAUAAUUUAGUAUUAUGGAAGGUUGAUGAUGCAUUCCUAUUAUUUGGCAUUGUUUCACCUCAUUUGUUUAAAAUUUGGGACAUAAAGAAGACAGGGAGGAAUGUACAAUAGGUUGAAAUAAGAGAAGGUGCUAAUUGCAUUUGAUGUGUGUUACAGUCUUUGUUCUCUUCCUUGAAAUACUAACAGGGGUUUUCCUCUCCUCUCAUUUCCAAGCAGGUUAUGGAGAAUACAGUGUGUCAUCUGUAAUUUCAUUUGGAAAUACGAAGAGACCAUUUAAAUGUGGUGAAUGUGGAAUGUGCUUCAGUCCAUGUGCACAGUUAAUAAACUCACAUCAAUAAACUCACAGAGUGGGGAAACCGUUUAAAGGUAUGGAGUGUGGAAAGAGCGUCAGACAAACUUCAUCUCUUACUUUACAUCAUCUAACUCACAUGAGUGAAAAACCCUACAAAUGUAUGCAGUGUGGAUGGAGAUUCAGUAUGAGUAGACAACUUAUUGUACAUCAAAGGAUUCACGAAACAGAAAAACCAUUUAAAUGUAUACUGUGUGGGAAGAGCUUCUAUCAUAGCAUAACGCUAAGCAAGCAUUUACGGACUCACACAGAGAAGAAACCAUUUAAAUGUAUGGACUGUGGAAAGAGCUUCACACAUAAUAGAAACCUAAGCAACCAUCAACGGACUCACACAGGGAGAAACCAUUUAAAUGUAUAGAGUGUGGAAAGAGCUUCUGUCAUAGCAUAACGCUAAGCAAGCAUUUACGGACUCACACAGAGGAGAAACCAUUUAAAUGUAUGGACUGUGGAAAGAGCUUCACACAUAAUAGAAACCUAAGCAACCAUCAACGGACUCACACAGGGAGAAACCAUAUAAAUGUAUGGAAUGUGGAAAGAGCUUUCGUUCAUGUGAUCAUCUGACUUUACAUCAUCGAACUCACACAGGGGAGAAACCAUUUAAAUGUAUGGACUGUGGAAAGAGCUUCACACAUAAUGGAAACUUCAGAAAACAUCUACGUACUCACACAGGGGAGAAACCAUUUCAAUGUAUGGAGUGUGGAAAAAGCUUCACUCAGAGUUCAUCACUUAAUAGACAUCAUCAAACUCACACGGGUGAGAGACCUUGUAAAUGUUUGGAAUGUGGAAAAAGCUUUCGUUCAGGUGAACAUCUUACUUUACAUCAUCGAACGCACACAGGGGAGAAACCAUUUAAAUGUAUGGAGUGUGGAAAGAGCUUCAGUCAAAAGGGAACUCUAAGACUACAUCAACAGACACACAGGAGAAAAAUGAUCUAAAUGUAUGGAGUGUGGAAAUAGCUUCAGUCAGAGUCAAACUCUAAGAGUACAUCAACAGACUCGCACGGGAGAAAAACCAUUUAAAUGUAUGCAGUGUGGAAAGAGCUUCUGUCAUAGCGGAAUACUAAGAAACCAUCAAAGGACUCACACAGGGGAGAAACCUUAUACAACAAAUGUAUGAAGUGUGGAAAGAGGUAUGGAGUGUAGAAAGAUUUUUCCUCAACAAGAAGAGGAGGAGGAGGAGUUUGGAUUUGAUAUCCCGCUUUAUCACUACCCUAAGGAGUCUCAAAGCGGCUAACAUUCUCCCUUCCCUUCCUCCCCCACAACAAACACUGUGUGAGGUGAGUGAGGCUGAGAGACUUCAGAGAAGCGUGACUAGCCCAUAGUCACCCAGCAGCUGCAUGUGGAGGAGCGGAGACGCGAACCCGGUUCACCAGAUUACGAAACACCGCUCUUAACCACUACACCACACUGGCUCUCUCAAGGGUUCAUUUCUUCCUUCAAAUGAACAGGCUCCUAUAGGU